Messenger RNA from Lynx canadensis (Canada lynx), 3498 nucleotides. It is a transcript of the gene ZHX3, whose product is annotated as zinc fingers and homeoboxes 3. The record is from RefSeq and is a predicted model, not a curated record. Bases 371 to 3241 code for a protein of 956 amino acids. Gene Ontology annotation, molecular function: DNA-binding transcription factor activity, RNA polymerase II-specific; DNA binding. Gene Ontology annotation, cellular component: nucleus. The transcript is spliced from 3 exons. Gene Ontology annotation, biological process: regulation of transcription by RNA polymerase II. NCBI's taxonomy places the organism in Eukaryota, Metazoa, Chordata, Mammalia, Carnivora, Felidae.
GCAUAGCGGUGGCGCCAUCAGUGCAAAUUGAUCCUCUUGUGUGUGGUGUUAUCUUAGACUGCAGAAGUCUCUUCAGAUGGAACCGAUUGAUUCAAUUCGGAGCUUCUGGCAGUGGUUCACAGCACCAGCCACUGAUCCCCACUGCUGGGAUCACUUGACUCAUGCUGAACAGUGAUCCUGAAAGGUUUAAUAGGGAAAACUUGCCUUCUGCAAACAACUGAAAAAACUGCCCUCAGAAACCGUUUCUUUGGCCCUCAUGGAGCAGCUGGAACUUCCACAGUGAGGCCCUGGACAGGACAAGCUCUCUCUCCUGCCACCCGCCCCCCUCCCCCCACCGGCCCGACCCCGAUCAGCCACAGCGGUGGUCGCCAUGGCCAGCAAGAGGAAAUCCACCACCCCGUGUAUGAUCCCGGUGAAGGCGGUGGUGCUGCAGGAGGCCGGUGUGGAGGCCCAGCCGGCUGAGACCUUGCCUGAGGGGCCCCAGCAAGAGCCGCCCCCUGAAGUGCCCGCCGGGGGCAGUGGGGAGGUGACCCAGAUGCCCAGCAGUACCGACGGCACCACACUGGCCAAUGGGCACCGGAGCACUUUAGACGGCUAUUCCUAUUCCUGCAGAUACUGUGACUUCAGAUCCCAGGACAUAACCCAAUUUGUGGGGCACAUGAACUCAGAGCACACAGACUUUAACAAGGACCCAACUUUUGUAUGCACUGAAUGCAGUUUUCUGGCAAAAACUCCUGAGGGGCUUUCUCUGCACAAUGCCAAGUGUCACUCGGGGGAAGCCAGCUUUGUGUGGAAUGUGGCCAAGCCAGACAAUCAUGUAGUUGUGGAGCAGAGUGUCCCCGAGAGCACCUGCACUCCCGACGUCUCGAGUGAGCCCAACACUGAAGGGACCGACGGACAGGCCGAAAUCAUUAUUACCAAAACCCCAAUCAUGAAGAUAAUGAAAGGCAAAGCUGAAGCCAAAAAAAUUCAUACGCUCAAGGAGAACAUCCCCAGUCAGCCUGUCGGUGACGCGGCCUUACCAAACCCGUCGGCAGGGGAGACCGAGGCGAAGGAGGGGGACCACUCCUUUGUCGACGGGGCGGUCCCGGUCGGUCAGCCAGCCGCCGGCUCGGCGAAAGCGCCACACGUGGCCAACGGGCCCCCGAUGGGAGCGGUGCCAGUCCUGCCGGCCGGCCUCGCCCAGUUCCUCCCCCUGCAGCAGCCACCCCCCGGGCGCGCCCAGCACCACCACCAGCCGCCGCCCACAUCCAAGUCCCUCCCCAAGGUGAUGAUCCCCCUGAGCAGCAUCCCCACCUACAACGCGGCCAUGGACUCCAACAGCUUUCUGAAGAACUCGUUCCACAAGUUCCCCUACCCUACCAAAGCCGAGCUCUGCUAUCUGACUGUGGUCACCAAGUAUCCGGAGGAACAGCUCAAGAUCUGGUUCACGGCCCAAAGGCUGAAGCAGGGCAUCAGCUGGUCCCCUGAGGAGAUCGAGGAUGCCCGGAAGAAGAUGUUCAAUACGGUCAUUCAGUCUGUGCCCCAGCCCACGAUCACCGUCCUCAACACGCCCCUGGUUGCCAACGCCGGCGGCGUCCAACACCUCAUCCAGGCCGCCCUCCCAGGCCACGUGGUGGGGCAGCCAGAGGGCACGGCAGGUGGCCUGCUGGUCACUCAGCCACUGAUGGCCAACGGGCUGCAGGCGCCUGGCUCGUCCCUACCGCCGGCAGUCACGUCUGUCCCCAAGCCGCCCGCCGUGGCGCCCAUCAACACGGUGUGCUCCAACACGACGUCGGCUGUGAAGGUGGUGAACGCGGCUCAGUCGCUGCUCACGGCGUGCCCCAGCAUCACCUCCCAGGCCUUCCUCGAUGCCAGCAUCUACAAAAACAAGAAGUCUCAUGAGCAGCUGUCGGCUCUGAAAGGAAGCUUCUGUCGGAACCAGUUCCCGGGCCAGAGCGAGGUGGAGCAUCUGACCAAAGUGACGGGCCUCAGCACCAGAGAGGUGCGCAAGUGGUUCAGCGACCGCAGGUACCACUGCCGGAACCUGAAGGGCUCCAGGCCCGUGCUGCCCGGUGACCAUGGCCCCGUCGUCCUUGACCCCGGGCCAGACACGCCCUUCGCCCCGGCGGCCAAGGCCCCAGAGGGGCCCUGCGUCCCACCGGCGGCCACCCUGGCCGCCCCUCCUUCAGCCAGACGGCAGGCCUGGCACCAGACCCCCGACUUCACGCCGACCAGGUACAAGGAGCGAGCCCCCGAGCAGCUCCGAGCCCUGGAGAGCAGUUUUGCACAAAACCCCCUUCCUCCCGAUGAGGAGCUGGACCGCCUGCGGACUGAAACCAAGAUGACUCGGAGGGAGAUCGACAGCUGGUUCUCGGAGAGACGCAAGAAAGUGAGCGCCGAGGACACCAAGAGGGCCGAUGAGGGCGCCGCUCCGGAGGAGGCGGCGGCGGCUGCGGAGGACGACGUGGGAGAAGAGGAGCUGGCUGGCGACCUGAGGGUCCCUGGCGGAGACGGCUCCCCAGAAGGGGCCGGUGGCCACGCGCUGGCCGAGCGCAAGGUCAGCCCCAUCAAGAUCAACCUCAAGAACCUGCGAGUCACCGAAGCCAACGGCAAGGGCGAGCUCCCAGGGCUGGGUGCCUGCGAGCCUGUGGACGGCGGGCCCGGCGAGCCGGCCGAGCAGCCCCCGGGCAAGGCAAGCUGCAAGAAGACGGCCCAGCAGCGGCACCUGCUGCGGCAGCUCUUCGUGCAGACGCGGUGGCCCAGCAACCAGGACUACGACUCCAUCAUGGCGCAGACCGGCCUGCCGCGGCCCGAGGUGGUGCGCUGGUUCGGGGACAGCAGGUACGCCCUGAAGAACGGCCAGCUCAAGUGGUACGAGGACUACAAGCGGGGCAACUUCCCCCCGGGGCUGCUGGCGGUCGCCCCUGGCAGCCGGGAGCUGCUGCAGGACUACUACCUGAGGCACCAGACGCUCUUCGAGCGGGACCUGCAGAGCCUGUGCGACAAGACCCAGAUGAGCUCCCAGCAGGUCAAGCAGUGGUUCGCUGAGAAGAUGGGCGAGGAGACCCGGGCCGUGGCGGACACCGGCGGCGAGGACCAGGGCGCCGGUGAGCCCGCGGCGGCUCACAGAGGGACUGGUGACGGGUACUCGGAGGUGUCGGAGAACAGUGAGUCGUGGGAGCCCGGAGCCCCCGAGGCCAGCUCGGAGCCCUCUGACGCGCCGAGUCCCCAGGCUGCACUGGAGCUGGAAACGGACUGAAUUUGAACUGAUUACACUGAAGGACUGGCCAGUCUGGGAUGCCGCCUGCCACGUGAAGGGGCUCCACCCGACUCUCCGCUGCCACAUGCUGUUCCCACGCCCGCCGCUGGGCACACACGAGAGCUUCUGGAGGCCUCGCUGCCAGCCCGGAGCCCACUGCCACCUUGGGCCCGCCACCACCAAGCGAGCCAGCCAGCGGGGAUCGCAGAGUCCUCGUCAGUUCUUCCUCCCACAAUGUAGGACCUUUCCUUUGCCUU